CAAAAGUUGUUGAUCGUUGCCAAGUUGUGAUGGUUGUGUUUUGUGAAACAUGAGUCGCAGUGUGAAAGAUUUACGAGAGCUUAUCAACGUUUCUCGAUUGUCAUAUCGUGAUGACGACGAAGAAGACGAGCUGUACCACAGCAGUAGUCUAGAAUCGCUACAAGAAUUUGGUGACAUUCCUCUAGAAGGCGCGCAACCUGCUCUUCCAAAGAGACGAAACAAGGAUUUGGUUCCCUUAAGUUCAAAAGAAAAGCGCGUAAGUCCUCCCUUGAGUGCUGGAUCUUCAGGGAGGGGGUCACCAUUACCGCCUAUAGGUGCUUCGUCGACUGCCAGUCCAUCUUCUUCAGGACGAACUUCUCCUGUCCAGUCUGUUGCUCCCGCAAAUAGAGUGAUUUCAGCCAGAAGGAAAGACCUUAAGACAUCUAAACCUAAUUUUGACUCCAUUUUACUUUACAUGGACUCCACUGUGGUGGGUGAUUGGUUAACAAAAGCAAAUAGUUUGAUAAAACAGUUGACCUCUUGGUUGCAUUAUAAUGACAACUUUAUUCAAUUUGCACAUUUUUGGCUGUCUGAAAUGCCCAGAUCUAAACAAAGAGAGCUGAUAGAAAUGGAGUUUUCUAUUUUACUGGAAGAAAUUUGUUUUGCAUUUGGUGCUGGCUUAGAAGGGAGAUCAGUUUGUCGCCAAGAUAUUAGUGCUUUUGCUAGAGCUGUUUUCUGGGAGUACCAAGAAAAAUUUCACAACUCAGAAACUAAGUAUUUCUUUCUCAACAUUCUACUCUGCUUGUGCUCUGGUAGGAAAAACAAUUACCGUGCUCUUCUCUCAGAUGUUCAGUGUUCAACGUCAAACAAGCAAUUUGUACAACUUAUACUAGCAUCAAGGGCAUUUGCAAUCGUGAGUAUAUGCUCUGGGGUGCUGGAAUUUUUCAAAGCAGCGUUUGACAGAAGCGCAUAUAAAGAAGCAGCAGAUGAUUCUCUUGUCAGCAAAAGUGUUGUUGCUAUAGCAACUGAAUUUGCAUUUCAAGCUGUACGGAAAGACCUUCCAGAUGUCCUUGAUUAUUUACUAAAGAACUAUUCUCUUCAACAUUACACUCUCAAAGACAGUGGAGGGAAAAGUCUGAUUUUUGCAGCUGUACUUAGUGGCAAGGAAAACAUGCUGGGACAUCUGUUGAAGCUGGAUCCGAAAGUGAAUGUCAAUGAAAAAGCUCCUUCGGGCAACACUCCACUUCAUGCUGCAAUAAAUACUGGAAAUAUCAACAUAGUGAAGUUAUUAAUUAAUGCUGGGGCAAAUGUCAAUGCUUGGAACCCUGAGUGUGAAGGUGCAACGCCGCUUCAUCUUGCUAUAAUGAGUGGUAAGUAUUUAAGAAAUAGAAAAUAUGUACCGUGUUUCUAUUGAGUUAUAGAAAC
This is a messenger RNA of Orbicella faveolata, 1404 nucleotides long. RefSeq lists its product as uncharacterized. Lineage: Eukaryota; Metazoa; Cnidaria; Anthozoa; Scleractinia; Merulinidae. The record is from RefSeq and is a predicted model, not a curated record. Gene Ontology annotation, molecular function: protein binding.